CCCACAAAUCGAGCUUCUCGUUCAAGCCCCCUACAUCAUUCAGUGACAGUCCGCACCUAACAUACCUUGCCUCGAGGCUACCGUUUGAACGCGCGGCAUUCAUGGAUUUUGCCACGGGUGGUGCUUCAGCCUACCACCAGGGGCCUAUAUCUCCCGACUCGUGGAAACGUGCCGUUUACCGGAGUGCUCCUCAGAAUUUUUAUGUUGGCGUACUUACUCCGGAAAAGCAAGGCGGCAGCUACAGCUACGGCCUCCGGAUUUGUCCCUUCAAGGAUGAUAACGCAUCCAUUUCCACCCAUUCGACUUCUUCGAAAGGCUCGCAUUUGGAGUAUGAAAUAUGGCGCAAAUGGGAGGACUGCCUCUGGUUUCAAGACACAAUUGAGGCUGAAUAUACUCUCAUGGCAAGAGAGAAACGUACGCGUCUAGCCGCGGGCAAAGGAGUGAAAAAGGACGGGAUGUACAUCCAGAGUGACCAGGCGGCUUCUUUCGAAUCACUCCCUCCGGGUCCCGAUCCUCAAUCCGUUGCUCGUGACAUUCACCAGUACAUCCCGAAGCUGACGAAGAAGGGAACUCUAUUCCGCGCGAGCCAGGCUACCAUCGAUCAACGGUUCAAGGAAUUUAGUGCCAUGAUAAAUGCCUUUUUUCAGGAUGAACUCCCGACGCUCGUAAAGGAGCUGAUGGCUACGCGAACCUUCACUGAUUUCUUCGGCUAUUGGAGACGUGAUCAUGACCUCGCUCUCAAAACACAGAAAAAUCAGACCCCUCCCGCGAAACCUCGCCGUUCUGUGUCUAGUAGCAUGCUUUCUGCUUAUUUUUAUGCAUCCACUCCGGCACUGGCAGACAUGCCAUCUGUGAAUGGCUCGCACAAGCUGCUCCCCAAACGUGGCUCAGGUACCUCGGACUCAUUGUCCUCGGAGACUUCCCUGCAAGAUCAACCAACCGCGCGGUCACGAAUGAAUAGUCACCCUGCUGGCUUAACGAUAUCCCUGCCGUCACGUAGCUCAAAAUCCACCCUAUCAUCAUCAUCUUCCUCUUCGAACUCUCCAUCUCCUGUCACGCCUCGUCGAUCUGGCCGCACCCCAAUGAUUGUUACGCAUGAAGCUCCGAUGAAAUUUGGACAUAACCCACAGCACACAUCUGACGGCUACGCGUCGGAACGUCAAACGUCGAUUCUCCAAGCUCUCCCAGAGGAUAGAGAGGUUGAGAUUAGCAAAGCCGCAUCUACGGAUUACUCGCAGAUGCGAAGGCGAGCAGGUUCUGCUUCAAGCGAGGCAAUUAGGAAUGGAACGGCUUUUGUCCCCCGUCCAGAGAGUUCUUCCGACUUAUCUGAUGAUGCUGAAUUUCCUUCGGACGUGACGUCCUCUCGACAUGAUAGGUGCUCGUGGUUGUCAACCUCUUCUGUUUCCCAGACCGCAGCCUACCUUGCGGAACUCGGUGUUGACCUUACGCUUCCACACCCCCACCCGGAACGUGCGCACCGCCCACGUGCCUCGAUGUGUAGUAUGGCAUCGUACAGGACUGACGCCUCUGCCGAUGCAAUCAUUCCUCGAUCUGCUCUUUCCCAGUCUUCGGCUCUCCAGCGCCCACCCUCUUCAGGGACUCGACAACACCGUCACUCCAUGCCUUUCCCUGACGAAGAGGAGUGGGUGGAACGUGAACCAUGGGCUAAUGAAUCGGCUUAUGGAGAGGAGGAUCUCCUCGAUACUUAUUUCUCUGACGCGAUAACGCCGGCAUCAUUCGCCAGUUCUCAGACGUCAAGUGAAGAUAGCCACUUCUAUGCACAUCAGUAUCCAAGUUCGACGUACGUCCCGCGACGCGCAUCCAUAACCACAUCCAUAUCCAGCGGAUCAACGGGAUGCAGUGACGGUUCAGCCAUCGCCAUCAAAGCAAUGCACGAGAACAGCAUCAUCAUGCUUCGCAUUCCACGUUCCUUGUCAUUCAUGGAGGUUCGUCAUCGACUCUAUGACAAAUUUGUACGGCAGGAAGGCUUGCCACUGUCGGAAAGCUUUGUCGUGGCGCUCGUUGUUCCCGCUCUAGCGAUUGAGAAAUCUGGAGGACGACCUUACGCUGGCUCGCUGUCUUCUGCGAGCGCUGAUAAUGUGGUACUGCACUUUGUGAAGUCCAACGAUGACUGGGAUCAGGCGAUAUACAAGUAUGGUAACAAGGUUUCUCUUCGUGUUAUCGGCAGCCGUGCAUAGGCUGCUUGACGUAUGUAUGCAUUGCCCUCCAUGCAUUUACCUAUAAUGGGCACUUUCGAUCUUAUGACUUUUUGUAUAGAAUUUCGGGUUUUCGACUUCGUUCCAGCAUACAUCAAUUGUUUCGUUCCAACCAAGUUCCAACUAGCGAUACCUACUGUCCUUCAUCAAUAUUCAAUUUUCGUUCAAU
Molecule: messenger RNA, 2385 nt
Organism: Suillus paluster
Lineage: Eukaryota; Fungi; Basidiomycota; Agaricomycetes; Boletales; Suillaceae
Exons: 7
Coding region: 102-2198 (698 amino acids)
Source: RefSeq, a predicted model, not a curated record